AUGUCAGAAGAUGAGGCUGCCCGGUCCCCCCGAACCGGCUUGUGGGAACAGAACCAGCAGAACGUGGUGCAGCGCGUGGUGGCCCUGCCGCUGGUCAGGACCACGUGCACCGCAGUCUUCGAUGCUUACAGCGCGGCCAAGGACAGGCACCCGCUGCUGGGCUCUGCCUGCCGUCUGGCCGAGCACUGCGUAUGUGGCCUGACCACCCGCGCCCUGGACCACGCCCAGCCGCUGCUCAGCCACCUGCAGCCCCAGCUGGCCACAGUGAACCACCUCGCCUGCCGGGGUCUGGAUAAGCUGGAAGAGAAGCUGCCUUUUCUCCAGCAACCUUCUGAGAUGGUGGUGACCUCGGCCAAGGAUACGGUGGCCAGUGGUGUGACGGGCAUGGUGGGCCUGGCCCGGCAGAGCCGCCGCUGGAGCGUGGACCUAAAGCGCUCCAUGAGCCACGCCGUGGACGUCGUGCUGGGCAAGUCAGAGGAGCUGGUGGACCACUUCCUGCCCAUGACUGAGGACGAGCUCGCGGCCCUGGCAGCCGAGGCUGAGGGCCCGGAAGUGGGCUCUGUGGAGGAGCAGAGGAAACACCAGGGCUACUUCGUACGUCUGGGCUCCCUGUCCGCGCGGCUCCGCCACCUGGCAUAUGAACACUCCCUGGGGAAACUGAGGCAGAAGAAACACCACGCCCAGGACACGCUGGCCGAGCUGCAGGAGACGCUGGAGCUGAUUAACCUCAUGCAGUGCGGGGUGACACCCACUGCCCCUGCCCGCCCUGGGAAGGUGCAUGAGCUUUGGGAGGACUGGAGCCAGCGCUCCCCAAAGAAUGGCCGCCGCCGCAGCCAGGCAGAGCUGGAGACGCUGGUGCUGUCCCGAAGUCUGAUGCGGGAGCUGCAGGGCACAGUGGACGCGCUGGAGAGCAGCGUGCGGGGCCUGCCCCCGGGCGCCCAGGAGAAGGUGGCCGAGGUGCGGCGCAGUGUGGACGCCCUGCAGUCCGCCUUCGCCGACGCCCGCCGCUUCGGGGACGUUCCCGCCGCUGCCCUGGCCGAGGGCCGGGGCAGUGUGGCCCGGGCCCACGCCUGUGUGGAUGAGCUGCUGGAGCUGGUGGUGCAGGCCGUGCCGCUCCCCUGGCUGGUGGGGCCUUUUGCGCCCAUCCUCGUGGAGCGGUCUGCGCCGCCACCCGACCUGGAGGUUCUGGUGGACGAGGUCGUGGGGGGCCCCGACCCCUCCUGGGCUCACCUGGACUGGCCGGCCCAGCAGAGAGCCUGGGAGGCCGAGCACGGGGACGGGCCAGCCCUCCCAGAGGACAUUCCCAAGGAGGAACCCGUGCCCCCCAGUACGCCCAAGCACACCCUGAUGCCAGAGCUGGACUUCUGACCAGAGGCCCGCUUCUAUC
Enhydra lutris kenyoni (northern sea otter) is the source of this 1387-nucleotide messenger RNA. It is a transcript of the gene PLIN5, whose product is annotated as perilipin 5. Lineage: Eukaryota; Metazoa; Chordata; Mammalia; Carnivora; Mustelidae. Bases 1 to 1368 code for a protein of 455 amino acids. Gene Ontology annotation, cellular component: cytosol; lipid droplet. The record is from RefSeq and is a predicted model, not a curated record. Gene Ontology annotation, biological process: lipid storage; positive regulation of triglyceride storage. The transcript has 7 exons.